CCCAACACUCAAGCAAAUACAUUUGUAGUCCAUAAAACUUCUCUAUCUUUUCUCAAUUUUUGUAACAAUGGAAAUGGUUAGCAAAAUUGCAUGCCUUGUUGUUUUGUGCAUGAUAGUGGUUGCACCCCAUGCAGAGGCACUAAGCUGCGGCCAGGUUACAUCUGGCUUGGCUCCUUGCCUCCCAUAUCUCCAGGGACGCGGCCCUCUAGGAGGGUGUUGUGGUGGAGUUAAGGGUCUGUUGGGUGCAGCCAAGACCCCAGCGGACCGAAAGACAGCAUGUACUUGCCUCAAAUCAGCCGCUAGUGCUAUUAAAGGCAUUGAUGUGGGCAAAGCCGCUGGUAUCCCUAGUGUUUGUGGCGUAAACAUUCCUUACAAGAUCAGCCCCUCCACUGACUGCUCCAAGGUCCAGUAAGGUUGAAGAAAGUUCAAUUUUCCAAGGCAUAAUUUG
This is a messenger RNA of Solanum verrucosum, 448 nucleotides long. Its product is annotated as non-specific lipid-transfer protein 1-like. Gene Ontology annotation, biological process: lipid transport. Gene Ontology annotation, cellular component: membrane. NCBI's taxonomy places the organism in Eukaryota, Viridiplantae, Streptophyta, Magnoliopsida, Solanales, Solanaceae. Bases 68 to 412 code for a protein of 114 amino acids. Gene Ontology annotation, molecular function: lipid binding. The record is from RefSeq and is a predicted model, not a curated record. The transcript has 3 exons.